This is a messenger RNA of Encephalitozoon hellem ATCC 50504, 393 nucleotides long. RefSeq lists its product as uncharacterized. The record is from RefSeq and is a predicted model, not a curated record. Lineage: Eukaryota; Fungi; Microsporidia; Unikaryonidae. The coding region runs from base 1 to 393 and encodes 130 amino acids. The transcript has a single exon.
AUGGAAAAAAUUGAGCUUGAGGAUGUCGAUGACGCCACAUUAAGGGAGAAGCUGUUUGUAAAAGCAGCAUCUAAAUUCUUAAAGACUAUGGACUUCAAGAUGGUUGAUGAGGGAUAUGAAGGAGAGUUGAUGAGGUCCCAGAAGGAGAUUGAGCAAGGAGAAAAUGACAUGCGAAGAAAGGCUGAAAAGAUGAUGAAGAGACAUAGUGAAAUGAGAUUGAAGAGGAAGUCCAAGGCGUCCGAGCUGGACUCUGACGAUCUCGAGUCAGAAGGCUUCGUUGCGCCCAUGCUAAGCAACAGGGAAACCAGGAGGAAGAAUAAGGGGAAGCAUCCUGUGAACAGAUCACUAAAAAGAAGAAGGAUGAAGAAGAGGCAAAAGAGACACAGACACUGA